AUGUCCAAGCGUGCUCUCCACGACGCUGCUCGAGCGCGCACACUCCUCGCCGACUACACCUGCGAGGUGCGCGGCCCAAAGCAAGCUCAGGAGCACCGCUGCACGCUGUCGCUGCUGUCCAAGGGCGGUCGUCCCGAGCACACCGCGACGGGUGAGUGGUGUCCGCGACGGGCGAAGGCCGAAGAGUCGGCGGCCGCGGCAUGCCUCCUCACCCUGGACAGCAGCAGCACAGGCCCGACCAGGCCGCCCAAGCCCUCUCGCACCGCGGCGGCAGCGCCGUAUGAGGAGGGGCGCAAGCCCAACCCGCGCCGCCUCCUCUACCUGCUCAACAAUGCCGACCGGGACGAGGUUUGCCGCCUCCAUCGCCAGUGGCGCGACCGCUUCUCUCCCACCCACCUCUCUUGUGCUUGGACCGUGCUCGGCCGUUCGCUCGCGAGCGAGCCAGCCGCGGCCCGGACCCGGUGGAUCGAGCAGAGGCGAGAGGCGCUCGACGCGCUCGGGGCUGCGACGCUCGCCAGCUUUGGCGCGUCAUACGGCCACCGUGAGCUCGCAAACACGCUCGCCGGCCUCGCAAAGGUCUACGGCGGCGGCCACGGCGCGCCCUCGCACCGGCAGGAGGCUCGGCGGCUCCUCUCGGCGGCAGCUCCGGUGGCGGCGCGCCUCGCGGGCAGCAUGAGCCCGCAGGAGGUUGCCAGUCUGGUGUGGGCCUUCUCGCGGCUCCUGUUUCGGGCGGCCGCCGUGUUUGACGCGGCAGCCGAGCGCAGCCUGGAGCUGCUCGCUGCCGGCAGCAAGGGAGGUGAGGGCGUGCGGCCCUUCGAGCCGCUCGAGGUGAGCUCGCUCGCGCUGUCCUUCGCGCAGCAGCCGCACGACGCACCCGCCCUCUUCGACGCGAUCGCCGGCUGGGCCUUGCGGGCGGAGGCCACGCCGCGGCUCCCGCUCUUCGACGCGCAGGGCGUGUGCAACCUCCUCUGGUCGUUUGCUGCCACGGACCACGCGGGCGGCGCGCCGGGAGGCGGCGAGGGAGGCGGCGAGGGAGGCGGCGAGGGAGGCGGCGAGGGAGGCGGCGAGGGAGGCGGAAGGGAGAGGGAAGGGGCGGGGAGGGAGGGCGUGCUCCGCCUGAUGGCGGCGUGUGAGCGGCGGGUCGCUGAGCUGAGCGACGCGCUGACGCCGUCGAACCUCACCCAGCUGCAGCAGUGGCUGCUCUGGUGGGAGGAGGAGCAGGGCGCCUCCUCGGCGCUGGCGCAGCCCCUCCGCGCGCGCUGCGCCGCCGCGAUGCAAGGCGCAGACGCGAGCGUCGGUCGCGCUCUCGAGGGCCUCGGCGUGCCUCACGCCUCGGAGAGUACCCUCGCCUCGGGCUACAGCCUCGACUUUGUCCUCGGCGCGGGCGGGCCCGCCGCAGUGGACGGGCCGCACCACUUCACGUCGGAGGGCGCCCCCUCGGGCGCGACGCGUCUCAAGCGGAGGCAGCUGCGCGCCCUCGGCUGGACAGUGCUCAGCGUGCCUCACUCCGAGUGGGCUCGCCGCCCCGAGCCGGCGCGCGCCGAGUGGCUGCGUCAGCUGCUCGCCUCUGCCGCGCCAGGACCGCCCGCGCCGCCGCCCGCCCCUCCGGCUGCUUGCGGCGCCGCUUCGGAGGCGAGCGCGCUGCGGGCGGUCGCUGCGGCGUUUGCGCAGGUGGACGGGUACGGGGUGGCUCGGGAUGCGAAGCGGCGGCAGCGGGAGAGCGGCGUGUACCUCGAGGGGAUUCAGUACGGCGAGGUGGAUCCGUCCGCCUUCGCGAAGGCCUUGGGGUGGGUGAGCCCUGCGGACGGGGAGAGGUUCGUCGACCUCGGCAGCGGCACCGGCAAGGCGGUGCUCACCGCGGCGGCCCUCCACCGCUUCAGCUGCGCGACCGGCGUGGAGCUGCUCGAGCCGCUCCACGCCGCCGCGCAACGGGCGCGCGCUGCGCUGCCGCCCGAAGCGCUGCGCGCCGCCGAGGUGCGGCUGCUGUGCGGAGACGCGUUCAAGCACCCGUGGGCGGAGGAGGGCGGCGUCGUCUUUUGCACUCUGACUUGCCUCACCGACGAGGCGAUUGCGGCGCUCGAGCGGGGGUGCGAGCGCUUGCCCCGCGGCGCACGCCUGAUUGUGACGACGCGCGAGCUGAAGUGCCACUGCCUGAGGCUCCUCCGUCGGGAGAAGCUGCCGUACGGCAAGGGUUCCCUGCUCUUCCUCGCGUACGAACGGGUGUGA
Messenger RNA from Emiliania huxleyi CCMP1516, 2226 nucleotides. RefSeq lists its product as hypothetical. Gene Ontology annotation, biological process: regulation of cell cycle. The coding region runs from base 1 to 2226 and encodes 741 amino acids. Lineage: Eukaryota; Haptophyta; Isochrysidales; Noelaerhabdaceae. The transcript has 3 exons. Gene Ontology annotation, molecular function: histone H3K79 methyltransferase activity. The record is from RefSeq and is a predicted model, not a curated record.